Sorex araneus (European shrew) is the source of this 9714-nucleotide messenger RNA. It is a transcript of the gene TNPO1, whose product is annotated as transportin 1. Gene Ontology annotation, biological process: protein import into nucleus. Gene Ontology annotation, cellular component: nucleus; cytoplasm. The coding region runs from base 462 to 3134 and encodes 890 amino acids. The record is from RefSeq and is a predicted model, not a curated record. NCBI's taxonomy places the organism in Eukaryota, Metazoa, Chordata, Mammalia, Eulipotyphla, Soricidae. The transcript is spliced from 25 exons. Gene Ontology annotation, molecular function: small GTPase binding; nuclear import signal receptor activity.
UUUAGGCCAGAUAUUAAUAUUUCGUGCUUUAUGCAUAAAGCUGAAACGUAAAACAUUCAUUUUUUCUAAGAACUGUUACAUUAUCACAGGAAUUACCAAUUUCCCUUUUCUUUUAAUCAUUAUCACUCACCAUGUUAAAACAUCCAAAACCAGGACUCUUCAGAUGUUCCAUAGAGUUUCGAUAAAGACCUGACUUUUGAUUAGCCCUUAAAUCACUAAUAAUCUGAACGGGAGCUUAGAUUGGCUAGGCGAAAUUUGCGUGGCACUAGGACCCAGGGGGCUCCCGCGAGCGGAUCUAGGGGCCAGAUUGCAAAUUCGCGGUGACUCAGUCUGGUCGGCUCCUUGCGCUCGGCGGCCGCGGCGGCAGCAGCAAACGUUGGCGGCCGAGCUGCUCCGGCUCAGUUCCCCUGGGUUUCGCCGUCCGAGACUCCCUUCGGGGGCACCUGAGGCAGCAAACCAAGAUGGAGUAUGAGUGGAAACCUGACGAGCAAGGGCUUCAGCAAAUCCUGCAGCUGCUGAAGGAGUCCCAGUCCCCCGACACCACCAUCCAGAGAACCGUGCAACAAAAACUGGAACAACUCAAUCAAUAUCCAGAUUUUAACAACUACCUGAUUUUUGUACUUACAAAAUUAAAAUCUGAAGAUGAACCCACAAGAUCAUUGAGUGGUCUCAUUUUGAAGAAUAAUGUGAAAGCACAUUUUCAGAACUUUCCAAAUGGUGUAACAGACUUUAUUAAGAGUGAAUGUUUAAAUAAUAUUGGGGACUCUUCUCCUCUGAUUAGAGCCACAGUAGGUAUUUUGAUUACAACUAUAGCCUCAAAGGGAGAAUUGCAGAAUUGGCCUGAUCUCUUACCAAAACUCUGUAGCCUGUUGGAUUCUGAAGAUUACAAUACUUGUGAGGGAGCAUUUGGCGCCCUCCAGAAAAUAUGUGAAGAUUCUGCUGAGAUUUUAGAUAGUGAUGUUCUUGAUCGUCCACUCAACAUCAUGAUUCCCAAAUUUUUACAGUUCUUCAAGCACAGUAGUCCAAAAAUAAGGUCUCAUGCUGUUGCAUGUGUCAAUCAGUUUAUCAUCAGUAGAACUCAGGCUUUGAUGUUACACAUUGAUUCUUUCAUUGAGAAUUUAUUUGCUUUGGCUGGUGAUGAAGAACCAGAGGUACGGAAAAAUGUGUGCCGAGCACUUGUGAUGUUGCUUGAAGUUCGAAUGGAUCGCCUGCUUCCUCACAUGCAUAAUAUAGUCGAGUACAUGCUACAGAGGACCCAAGAUCAAGAUGAAAAUGUGGCUCUGGAAGCCUGUGAAUUUUGGCUCACUUUGGCUGAGCAACCAAUCUGCAAAGAUGUACUUGUAAGGCAUCUUCCUAAGUUGAUACCUGUACUAGUGAAUGGCAUGAAGUACUCAGAUAUAGAUAUUAUUCUACUUAAGGGUGAUGUUGAAGAAGAUGAAACAAUUCCUGAUAGUGAACAGGAUAUAAGACCACGUUUUCAUCGGUCAAGAACUGUGGCUCAACAGCAUGACGAAGAUGGAAUUGAAGAGGAGGAGGAGGAUGAUGAUGAGAUUGAUGAUGAUGACACAAUUUCUGACUGGAAUUUAAGAAAGUGUUCUGCUGCUGCCCUAGAUGUUCUCGCAAAUGUGUAUCGUGAUGAACUUUUACCACAUAUCUUGCCUCUUUUGAAAGAAUUGCUUUUUCAUCAUGAAUGGGUUGUUAAAGAAUCAGGCAUCUUGGUUUUAGGAGCUAUUGCUGAAGGUUGCAUGCAGGGCAUGAUUCCAUACUUGCCUGAGCUCAUUCCUCACUUAAUUCAGUGCCUCUCUGAUAAAAAGGCUCUUGUGCGUUCCAUAACAUGCUGGACUCUUAGCCGCUAUGCACAUUGGGUCGUCAGCCAGCCUCCAGACACAUACCUAAAGCCAUUAAUGACAGAAUUACUUAAACGUAUCCUGGAUAGCAACAAGAGAGUACAAGAAGCUGCCUGCAGUGCCUUUGCUACCCUAGAAGAGGAGGCUUGUACAGAACUUGUUCCUUACCUUGCUUAUAUACUUGAUACAUUGGUCUUCGCAUUUAGUAAAUACCAGCAUAAGAACCUGCUCAUUCUUUAUGAUGCCAUAGGAACAUUAGCAGAUUCAGUAGGACAUCAUUUAAACAAGCCAGAAUAUAUUCAGAUGCUAAUGCCUCCACUGAUCCAGAAAUGGAACAUGUUAAAAGAUGAAGAUAAAGAUCUCUUCCCUUUACUUGAGUGCCUGUCUUCAGUUGCCACAGCCCUGCAGUCUGGCUUCCUUCCAUACUGCGAACCAGUGUAUCAGCGUUGUGUAAAUCUAGUACAGAAGACCCUUGCACAAGCCAUGCUGAACAAUGCUCAACCAGAUCAGUAUGAAGCUCCAGAUAAAGAUUUUAUGAUAGUGGCUCUUGAUUUACUCAGUGGCCUAGCUGAAGGACUUGGAGGCAAUAUUGAACAGCUAGUAGCCCGAAGUAACAUUCUGACACUGAUGUAUCAGUGCAUGCAGGAUAAAAUGCCAGAAGUUCGGCAGAGUUCCUUUGCCUUAUUAGGCGACCUGACAAAAGCUUGUUUUCAGCAUGUUAAGCCUUGUAUAGCUGAUUUCAUGCCAAUUUUGGGAACCAACUUAAAUCCAGAGUUCAUUUCAGUCUGCAACAAUGCCACUUGGGCAAUUGGCGAAAUCUCCAUUCAAAUGGGUAUAGAGAUGCAGCCUUAUAUUCCUAUGGUGUUGCACCAGCUCGUAGAAAUCAUUAACAGACCCAACACACCAAAGACGUUGUUAGAGAAUACAGCAAUAACAAUUGGUCGUCUUGGUUACGUUUGUCCUCAAGAGGUGGCCCCCAUGCUACAGCAGUUUAUAAGACCCUGGUGCACCUCUCUGAGAAACAUAAGGGACAAUGAGGAAAAGGAUUCAGCGUUUCGUGGGAUUUGUACCAUGAUCAGUGUGAAUCCCAGUGGAGUGAUCCAAGAUUUUAUAUUUUUUUGUGAUGCUGUUGCAUCGUGGAUUAACCCAAAAGAUGAUCUGAGGGACAUGUUCUGUAAGAUCCUUCAUGGAUUUAAAAAUCAAGUUGGGGAUGAAAAUUGGAGGCGUUUCUCUGACCAGUUUCCACUUCCCUUAAAAGAGCGUCUUGCAGCUUUUUAUGGUGUUUAAUCUCACACUUGAAUGCUGCAGUCCCAUAAUUAGAGGUCCUUCAGUCUUGGAGACCAUGAGGGAGCCUCUGCACCCAGGGAAAAUGUUACCCUUUACAGGGGGGAAGGGUAGACCAGUAGGGAAUACAGUACAGUCCCAACCCUACUGGGAGGGGCGGGAGGGAGGUGUUGCCGUCACUGUAUUAAGUCGAUGUUGGGAAAAGUUUUAACAUCUGGAGCCUUUGUGGGUGGAAAUCUGUCUCCAAUUCAACUCCGCACUGGAUGUGAAGAAGCAAAACAAAACAAAAAACAACAAAAAAAACUAUUCAGUCUACUCACAAAAUAGUAGUACAUUCUGGAAUAUUAUGGGGAAUUGUACCAAACAAGAACCAUAUAAAUGAUGCACAGGGGUAAGAAGGAGGGAUAUUCUAUAGCGCACGAUAAAGGAAGCCUAAGAACAGGGGUUACAGAUAAGUCAAGAAGUUUUUUGUUUUUUUUUGUUUGGUUGGUUGGUUUUUUUUUUUUAAUUUAAAGGUUUUUAUAAAUUUUCCCACAUGAUGGGGCUUUUUUUUUUUUUUUUUUUGCAUGCUGAUGAAGAACUACACAGAUGAAGCCUAUUAGAGUUAGUCAGCUUGCCUUCCCAUAGAAACAGGUUCUUGGAAGUUACAAUUUUAAGGUACCCCAAAAAAGUUGGAAAUAAAACAAAACAAAUUUAAACAAUGAAGCACCCUGUGAAAUGCCAAAUGAGUCACUCCUUUUACCUUUGUGGGGUGGGCAGGGAGGGAGGAAUAAAUGGGGUUGGGCAUAUCAAACUAAAGAUCAACAUCUUUUGCAUUAAAACAUUAAUGUAGUGGGUAUAAUUUGAUGGUUGUACUUCAUUAGAUUUAAUUUCUAGGCCAAGAUAUUAUUUUUAAAGUGCAGUUUAAGGUUCAGGCAUGCAUUCUGGCUCUCAUAGUGACUGAAAGUACUUUAUUUAAAUUAGUGGGAAAGUAGCAUGCUUGCAUCACAUAGAGUGAGAUUGGUAUUCAUUUACCUCUGUUGCGCCAGUUUGUGUUGCCGUUUACCAAUUCAAUAUAGCCCUGCAUUUAAAAAUUCCUUUUUAAGAUUUGUGGAUUUUAUUUUUUAUUAAGAAUAUAGAUAUAAAGUACUGUAGUUUACAGCUAGGCCUUGAAAUAACUUUUUAGGAUCUGUUAGGAAUAAGAUUGAUAUUGUAUUGUGUGUAACCUGCACAAUGUGGAAAGCUGAUAUACCUGUGCAAAAUCUUUGCCUCUGUGCUGUCAGUGUGAUGUGCUUUCUGCAUGGUUAUAUACUACUAGUGAUUUUAUCAGAACUCCUCAAACUUAAAUUACAUGGUCAGAGAUCUGUAAGAGGCUGCAUAAAUGUUAGUUGACACAUAAAGACAAUUGUAGAAGUUGGAAACAUGAUUGCUAUAUUUCAAUGUUUAUCCCCACUCAACUUAUUGCCUUCUAAGCUUUUUUGUUUUUGUUUUUGUUUUUUGUUUUUUGUUCAAAGCAUGAUCUUAAAGAUAUGUUUAAGUUAAUGGAUGUAAUGCAGGGUUCCUACACUGUAUUGGCGCAUGUUGGUGGCCCUAUGUGCCCUAGGUAUAUGCACACAAGGGUGCAAGUAAAAAGCUACAGAGUGAAAGUUUGUUUGGAUCCUCUUCAUUUCAUUUGUUUAGCUUUUCUGUUAUUUUUCUCUACUUACAUGUAUUCCUGUGAAUAAAUCCUUGUUAAGUUAACCCUUUACUUUUCCUUCCAUGUGUAUUUUCUUAUAUACUGUGAAUGUGAAAACCUAACUGGUACACUUGAUCUUGUGUCCAUAUAAAAGUGCAAGUCUUUAUUAAUUUGGUUUGCCUGAACAGUGUAUCCCAUGAUGAUGAAGGAAAAUGGAGAGAUUUUUUUUUUCUUUUUGACUCUGCUGGUCAGAGAUGAAGCCACACCUUUCCAUUUUUCAAUGCUGCAUAUUUAAUCUGCAACAAAAAUAUUAAGCCAUAACAACCUUUUUAUAUUUUAGUUGUCACCUUCGCAUUGCAGAAUAAAUACCGAAUAACCAUUUUUAUAAGCAGUUGCUCCUCUUUGCAUGGUUCUAUUCUUCUAAAGGUGUUGAAUGAUACAGCCAUUGCACUGAAGUUUGAGCUGUAUGCGUGUGGAUUUAUAAAUACCGUUUCAAAAAAUUUUAAAUGCAUGGUAGCAUGCAGAAAGGUUUUUGUUGUUACGUGUGUGUGUGUUUUAACAUAUUCUUUACCUUCUUUCCUCUAUCUUGGCUUUGCAAAUUUCAGUCUGUAGACCCUGAAACUCAUCCAUAAUGUAUGGUUUUUUAAAUUAUAAGUUGGAUCCAAAGCAUAUGUGGCAUUCUGCUUUUUUAGUGCCAUAACUUCAUUGGAAGUUCAAAAUCUGCUUCCUAGUCUCUAAACCCUAACUAGCAUUACUAUUCUUAAAUACAAGUAACACUCUCUAUAUAAUUUUUUAGUAUAUUCAAAACUUUCAUGGGAGAUAUUUAAUUUGGCAUAUAGUAAUCUAAAUUGAAAUUAAUGGCAAAAUUCUUUGCCAAACAUUUAAAAUAUUUAACCGGAAAAGCAAAAAUCCUACAAUAAAAUUUAUCAGGAUCUAUAAUUGGCAGUUCUGCAUCGACUAAAAAGCAAUGUUGUCUGCUGUUUGAUUAAAAGUUGAUUUCUAAUAAUUAGACAUACAACAUUAGAAUAUCCAUUUUAUAUUAACCUGUUUUUAAAUUAAUGGAAGAUUUGAAAAUAAAGGUUUUACCCUUGAAGUUAAUUUUUUUCCUGAUAUGUAUAUCAGUUAUGUAGUAUAUAGUAUGGGAAUUUGCAGAAGCCAUUUAAGUUAUCUUUUGAGGUAAGCUCUGAUUUAGCAUUUAUUGUUCUGAUAAAACAAUACAUCAUGGGAUAUAUAUAUAAAGCAACAUAAUACUUGUGGUGUAGUCUUAAUAGUCUUGAAUGUUGACUGAAUGCCUAUGAAAUUGUGAGUUUGUCUUUGUUACAUUCCAGUGUUUCUGCCUCUUGGCAUGCUUAAGGCACGGCUUACUUCAUCUGCUCCUUACACACUAAAGUGCUGUUAGUGUGCUCAACUUCAGAAAUAGCCGCUGCUAAGUGAUGUAGAUUUUCUACUUGAAUAUUUUUAUGUUGUAGGAACCUCAGGAGGUCAGUGUUUACUGUUUUAUAUAUGCCUUCUUUUUCCUGUUCGAGCUUUUCUCUUUGAAGGAUUCUAACAGAACAAAAGCUGCUGAUCAACCUAAGUUGGAAACAGAAAGUGUAUUUUAUAUAAUUUAAAUGCAUGUUUGGCAGUUCCAUGUUUUAGUUCAUUAUUAGUAAGUGAACAUAGUGCCACAGAUAUUCAUUUAUUCAGGAAAGAAUUUUGCUUUCUGUAUGUCUAAUCUUUAAUAACUUCAUACUGUAUAAAAAGGAAAUCACUUUUUUAUAUUUUUGGUUGAUUAUUUCCCAAAUAAUCAACAUGUAAAUAAUCCUUAAGAGCCAGUUCUGAUGCUUUACAUUACUGCUACUUAAUUUUGUGACGCAAGUUAGAUUUCAGAAGAAUAGAUUUAAAACACUUAAGCCAUUACAUCUUAAAAACAAAAUAAGUAGCAUACAUUUUGUAAUUAACAUAUUAAAAAACACUGUGAUUUAUUUGUUAAGACUUUUUCAUUGAUCAGAAUUGCUUAAAUUGCAUAUAUUGUAAAAUAGGAUCAGAUGUAUAUUUUAAAAUAAUUUCAACUGACUUUAUUGAAAUGCUUUGUCUACUCAGUUAUAAAAUAUUCAGAUACAAGUUUUAUCUCAGGUGAAUACUCUUGUAUUCUUUUUGCUUUGGUAACAUUAAAGAGACAUUAUACUCAAAUUCUUUGUAAAUUUAAUUUGGACUUCAUUUUCAUGAACGUACCAAGAUAAUACAGUAGAUAUUUUUCUGUUGGGCACUAAAUUACCCUCUAUAGUCAGGAUUCCAGAAUUAGACUAUGUCUUAAAACUACCUUUAGCCUAAAUUUAACUUAAAUCUCUUACCAUAUAAAAAGUGGUUGGUUGUGGGGUUUUUUAUUUUUUGGGGUUUUUGUUGUUGUUGUUGUUUAUUUUGGGGGGUUUUGCUUCAUAUAAUUAACAUAUUCAUAUUGAAUGUAUUAACAGAUAACGGUGCAAAAACAUUCUUCCCAAGAGAAGAGUGUAUCAUGCAUAAUUGCAACUAAAAUCUUUCCUUUAAGUACUUUAAAAUACUGCUUUGCAUAUUGACUUUUUUCUUUUUUCUUUUUUUUUUUUUUUUGGCAACUAAUACAAAGGGGAAAACACUAAUAACUUGCUACUAGUACUGUUACCAAAGUAUAGGCAUUGAAGUCUUUUAACAAAAACUGUGAUCUUCAGAUUAAGGAAGGGCCUGUAAUAAUCUAGAUAAAAAUUUGGUCCAUGGGCCAGAGAUAUCCAGGUGGUAAGGUACUUGCCUUGCACGUGGCUAUGUCAGCCAUGAUGCUUGAGCAAAUCCCCGGCACCACAUAUGGUCCCCUGAGCACCGCUGAGUGUGACCCAAAAACCAGAAAUAAAAUAAUAUAUAUAUAGGGUCUGCAAAAGCUGUUUAACAAAAAAAUAUAUAUAUAACCAAUUUAGGAUUAGUGUAUUGGAUGGAGAUUUAUCUAAUGCCUCUUUAAAAUUCAAAUAUACAUAAAAAUUUCAUUCACUUGUACACUUUGCAGGUGACUUGUGACUAAUUUUUUUGAUCUUACCAUUACUAGUAUAUGUAAAGAAUUCUUUAUGCCUAAUUAUUAUGUGUAUUAAUUUUAAGGUACACAUUUAAAUUAUUACAGCCAUUUAUUGUGAUUUGAUCCCAGAAUGUAUUUUUUUAAUGCAUGCAUGAUUUUGAGGGAAGUUAAACUGGUAUCUUUUUUUUUUUCUUUAACUUGUACAUUUUAAAACCAUACCAAAUCUAUUUGCCAAGUGUUAUUUAACUAAAUAGGAAAACUGUAGUUUCCCUUUUAUUACAAUUGUUGAUCACCUACCAUAGAAUGCCCUUAUUCUGUGGCUUGGUAUAAUGCAAAAUUAGCUAUUUGCAAAUCUAAUUAUCUUCCUAAAAGCCUACUACUGCUAUAUUAGGGUUCGCCUCUAAGGCAUAGUUGGUCCCCUUCUAAUACCAGCCUCAGAAAGGGGUUCCACUGCACUUUCCCUGCAUUACUGCUUUAUUUUCUUUUGUAAUAUAUAACCAAAUUAAGAGUGGAUGAUUUUUAUGGUGAUAACAAUUAGACUAUACUGUAUAAUUAAUUUUACGUGAUAGAUUGUGAGAAGAGAUGUUUAAACGUGGUUAAUGACUUCACUUCAUAUUAUAAAACUUUUACAUUUAAUUAAUAUACAUGUUAACAUCGGGUGCAAUAAUUUAGUAGUUUUAGCUUUAGUUAUAAAUAACUGGAUCUUUCUGCUGACAACUUAGGUUGUAUGAGUUAUGCUUAAAAAAAGCUUUAAAUCUGGUGUUUCCUGUACCUGCCACACUAUGUUAGAAUGUAUCCUUCAAACAUAUCCUCCUGCAACUUCUCAAACUGUACUAAAUUGAUAUUUCUUGAAGUCUAACUCUGUGCUAACAGAUCUUCAUUUUAAAUAGAAUACGGUUUUAAUUUUUGAUAAGCUGCUGAAUUUUAAAGAGAGUUUUUUGGGGCCACCAAAUAUUUUGGAUCAUGCAGAGAAUAUAUAUUGUACUGUAGUAAUUUUGUAUUUACAUUUGUAUGAUGUGACAUAAUAGAUGUGAAUGUUAAUCACUGCUUGACUAUGUUAAUAAAGUUGUUUAACUAUAGAUGUUUCACUCUGAUUUUUAAUGAAAGGAAAUGAACUUUCUUUCCCUCCAGUUUGGGUCCAGAUAGAUCUUGUGCUGGUUUUUGUUUGAGGUUUGUUUUAAGCUUAAACAUUAGUACAUUUUUGUUUAAUACCUGUUUUUAGUUGAGUACAUAUUUAGUUGAGUACAUACUUCCCUAAGUUAUGAUCUAACUCCUACUGUUAACAAGUUUCUAAACAGCUGGUUCUAGAUUCAGUUUUGGGGUGGGGGAGAUGGACUCAUACUGUGCUGCCAAAGUUAAUGAAAAGGUGAAAUUGUGAAUAAAGCAUGAUUAAGGGUAGAUUGCAUGAAUGUAUGAAUGUGUACUAGUAUUCUCCCAAAAAUUAAGGCUUGCAAUUUUACAAAUCAAUAUUGAUAGAAAAGUAGCUUCCCUCUCAGAUUGUAAUACAUUGUUACAGUUGCAUGUUACUAAUUACAACUAAGUAUAUUAAUACAUUUUAGGGGAAAUGUGUGCUCAAUUUUCUUAGUAAUGUGAGUUUUAGAACAGAAAAAGAUUAGGAGGAUUCUUUCAGUGAAACUCAAAAAUUCAGGGGAAAUAACUGAUCUAUUUACUUUUAUUAUCUGCACAUAAUUAAGGUACCUCAAAUUUUAACAUUUUAGUAAAACAAAUUAUAAAGGUGGCUUUCUUCCUUAUACCUGUUUUUGAGCUGACAUGAUUUUUAUCUUGGUUUGGUUUGAAUUCCAGUAGUUUGUAUAUGUACAUUUAGCAAUAAAUAGAAAAGUUGCAGUUGAACCACGGGUCUUUGCUGAGUUUAGUGGGUUUUGUUCCUUAAUAAAGAAACUCUUAAAGCUGUG